Messenger RNA from Didymodactylos carnosus, 426 nucleotides. Lineage: Eukaryota; Metazoa; Rotifera; Eurotatoria; Philodinida; Philodinidae. The record is from the annotation of a GenBank genome assembly.
AUGAUGCCAUCCGGGUUUCCCAUAUGGCAAGAUAUCAUUACGUAUAAAAGUGAUGUGAAAUAUGCGCGUGAUCAACACAUUACAUUUCGUUUAUCGGAUCAAAAAACAUUAGGUGUUUUACGUUUUGCCAAUCUACAACAGUCAAAAGAAUUUUUUAAUUAUUAUCUACAACUAAAAAAUGAUCAACGAUACGUAAAUUUAUUUCACUCAACCGGUGGAAAAUUGUCAUCUCAAUCUCAAAAUCGUCACUUAGUCACUGAUCGUAAUAAUCGUAGUGCAUCGUGUGGUGCUGUUCUUAAUAAACGUGUUAGUAAAUCAUCGAUUAGUAAUCCGUGUUGUUUUCAACACAUCACACGAAUUAAAUUGACUGAUCGUCAAGUAUUAACAACAUUGAGCAAAUGUUUACCACCAUCCGUUGAUAUUUGA